Messenger RNA from Micromonas commoda, 6516 nucleotides. RefSeq lists its product with no specific name. NCBI's taxonomy places the organism in Eukaryota, Viridiplantae, Chlorophyta, Mamiellophyceae, Mamiellales, Mamiellaceae. The record is from RefSeq and is a predicted model, not a curated record. Gene Ontology annotation, molecular function: structural constituent of nuclear pore. Gene Ontology annotation, cellular component: nuclear pore inner ring. The coding region runs from base 1 to 6516 and encodes 2171 amino acids. The transcript has a single exon. Gene Ontology annotation, biological process: RNA export from nucleus; protein import into nucleus.
AUGACCUCAGGAAGUAAAGUCCUUCCGAGCUACCGGGAGGUCUUCUCCGUGCUCGAGGGCUUGGGGUCGCUCGCCACUUCGCCCGAGGAGGUCGAGAAGCUGCUCGGCGACUGCUCGGAUUUUCUGAAGGGAUGCUUGGACUCGUUCAAGCCCCCGUCGUCGGCGUCCAAGGCUGCGGUGGAGAGCGGGACGGUGAGCGGCUACGGCGAUCAGCCUCUCAACCUGAACGAAUCGAUCCGCAAGGUGACGGUGGAGGCGUCGACCAGGCUGGCGCUGGACGAGGUGCAGACCUACGCGCUCCUGCGGCGCUGCUUGGAUGAGGACAAGUCUCCGCUGCCCACCGCCUGCGACGACGACCUCGUGGUCCGCCUCACCCGCUACUACUUCGCCGAGCGACUCCAGCUGAUGAAAUGCAUCCAGGCACUUCUGGAGCGAGGCACGGACGCCGAACACGACGACGACGACGACGAGGUCACGCCCGCGCUCGCCCACGCGCGCGCGUGCCUUCGAGACCUGCUGGCCGGGGGCCUGGAGGAGAAGCUGACUGGCGCGCUCUGCUCGCACAUGCGCGGGUCCACCCCUACGCGACCGGCUGAGUACUCGAAGGACAGGAGACGCAACGCCCAGCUCGCCAAGAUGUGGGCGACGCAGGCGCUCGAGGAGACGCAGGUGAUGCUCGACUGCGCGUUCUACAUGUACUACAGCCCGGGCGUGAGGUGCUCGGCGAGUGGGUUCACGCGACUCGCCGUCGCGUUUGAGGAGGGCGCGAUGGGACGGGCGCCCGCGUCGGCCGCGGAGCUGGUGAACAACGCUUGGGUGGACGGUGAACGAGGGGAGGAAUACGCCAGGGAGACGGUGAACAGGUUCUCGGACUCGUUCAGGGCGAUGUGCUCGGUGAUACUCAUAGAGACGAUGGACCUGGAGGACGUGGUGCAGUCGCUGAACGCCGCGGACGGCGGCGACACGCACGCCAUGUUGAACGUCGAUGCGAUGAAAGACGUGGCGAAGGCGCUCGGUAAGUGGCCCUCGGACGCGACGCACGGCCCGGUACUCCUGGCGUGGGCAACUCUGCUGUCCCUGGCUCCCUCGGCUGCCUCUGGCCUGACGCCGCCGCCCGAGGCUGACCCGGCGAAGAUGUCGGCGCGGGCGGCGGGCGGAGACGCCGGUUUCGAUUCGCUGCUGUCCCUGCUCCGAACGGACUACAUCAAGGGGAUCGGACACGCGUGCAAAUCUGUGCUCAAGAAUCUCUUCACCGCGUCGCUGGCCGCUUUCGACGUGCUGCCCGUGCAGAGGCUGAAGCCCGGCGAGCUCGACACGCUGCUGGAUAUCCUCGUCGAGCUGGUCGAGGGCCAACCGAUCCUCUGCGAGCAGUUCUGGGGCGGCUCGCACGGGGACGGCCAGGAGGCGCCGCUGAUGAACCUGCUCGUCGGAUGCAGGGAACGGCACCCGGCGGACGGCGUGCCCUUGCUCAGGGCUCUCUCGGCGCUUGCAUCCGGCUCCGACGCCGCGGCGUGCGCUCUCGCGUUUCUGUCCAGGUCGCCGACGGUGGCGCUGCCCACCUCGGGGCCGGGCGCGGACAUGGCGGGAUCCAUCGUGCCCGUCGGGCGAGACGGCAAACCCACGCGCAAGUGGAAGCUCGCGAUGGAGCGAUGGGAGGGCGAGUACGCCGACUACGAGCAGAGGCGGGACAUGGGCUGGGGCGGCGACGCUCCUCCCGCACCGCCGCUACCGGCGGGCCCGGUGCGAUCGACGGUGGCGCUGGCCAGUGCGUACCUCCCGGGCGCGGCCAUCCCCGCGGGCGCGAGAGGCGUCGCGAUCGAUCGCAUGGGCUCCGCGCGGGACGCCGCGGACGAGGAGGAGGGUGAUGGUGCUGGUGAGGAUGACGAGGAGGAGGAUGACGAGAACGCGGUUAUGGCCACGGCGGGUCCAGCCACCUCGGGGCCGGGUGCCGACAUCGUCACCUGGGACGCGCCCGCGGAUGGUUUCGCGAUUACGAUCGCCCGCCUCUGUGUCUUGUCGACCGCCGGCGCGGCGAAGGAGGCGGACGCGAGAGAACUCGACGCCAUCCUGAGCUUCAUCGCCAAGGUGCUCAAGUCGGCUCCGUCGUUUGCCGCCAAAUUUGCGGCGGUGGACGUGUCCGAUGGCGUGCCGCGGGGGACACCGACCACCAUACUCGCCGCGCUCACCGCGGUAAUCGCCGCUGCCGUGACGCCGGGCAGGGCGUGGUCCACGUUACCGUGCACACCGGGCGGAAACAACCACCCGGGGCUCGAGAGGACCGCGCUCGCUCUCGACGCCGCCGCGCCGCUCGCGUCCGCCGCGCCCGGCGCCGCGUUGGCUCAGCUCACGGCGACGCCCCUUCUUCACGCGGACACGGGCGCGCCCCGGGGCCCGCUGGCCUCGAUGCGCGCCCCCGGACCCGCCGUCGGCCUGGCGAUGUUCGAACGAUCGGUCCUUCCCGCCGAGUGCACCACCGGGGAGUACCCGGUGACCCUCGCGCUACUCGGUCUCACGGCGAAGCUUCUCUGGGCCGGCGCUGGCGCGGCGCCGGCGAUGACCCCGAUCCUGCAGCACGUCUUCCAGGAGGUGCUCGUGCAGCACGGCACGUGGCGGUACCGUCGCAGAUCGGACCGGUGGGCGAUCCACGCGGCGCUGGUGCGCGUCAUCGCCGCCGCGCUCGCGCCUCGGCCGGGUCCCGCCAACGCCUCGCGCCGAGCCGCCGUCGCGGGUUUCGUCUCCUCGGACGCGGCUGCCGCGGAGGCGACGCUGGCGCCGCUGACGAUGGACGCGGAGGCACUCCGACGCAUGCACGACGUACGCGCGGCGGAGGUUGCCGCCGCCGAGGACGCCGUGGCUGCCACGCUCGGUAUGCUUCCCGCGCUGAUGUCCGCGUUUGCGGAGGUUGCCAAGGAGAAAAACUCCCCGUCGCCGCUGGAGUCCGGACCCUUGGCCCACGCGCUGCUCGUGGAGGGCCCCGGGGGAGGUUCCCCGCUCGCGGCGGCCGUGGCUUCCUACGCGGCGUACCCGUUCGACGCCGUUUUCCGCCCGCUCGCGCUCCCCGCGCUUGCCGCGCUGUGCGCCGCCGCGCCCGCCGAUCCACCGCUGGCCUGCGCCCUCCCGUCGCUCACUGCGGCGUCGGACGUCCCGUCGGCGUUUGACUCGCCGUACAAGCACAAGGGCGACGCGGAUGUGGCGGCCGCUGCGAAGCUGGACGUGCGCGCGGCGAUCGUGAACGCGCUUAAACCCGCGGCGGCCCGCGGGGACCCCAAGGGAUUUCGCGCAGCCGCCGCGCUGGUGACCGCCGCCGCCGCGCGUCAACCCAUGCUCGCCGAGUCGAUGCUGAUUCCCGCCAAGCUCGGCGCCGUGAAGCCGGACGAGGAAGACGCCAGCACGCUCGAUUCGCUGUACGAGUGCCUAGGAGAGGCGAAAACCAUGCGGGCGAACGAUCCGCGUUCGUUGGCGUCCGCACUCAAGUCCCUGUUCUCCGUGUGGAACGGCAACCGCCUUCUCGGCGGCGCCGUCGCGGCGCUGCGUUCGGAUAGCUCCUUCGUGUCCCGUCUCGAGGAUUGCCUGCCCGUCUCCGCGGAAGUAGACGGGGACGACGGGUGCGACGACGAGACCGAGGCGUACCGCUUCUCCGUCGAGGCUUACGCGAUGUCCAUGAUAGCCUCCGAGCUCGCCGCCUCGGAGAGGGACUCUGACACGGCGAGAUCCGUGCGGGCGUGGUGCGACGCGAGCGGCGGCGAGAGCACGUUGCUCCGCUGGCUCCGUCGGUGGAUGACGAUAAGACACGACCCAGGGACAUUCUCCAGGGCCAGGUCGCACGCGCAGGCCGUCGUGCUGCUCGCGGCGGCUGAGACGGAGCGCGAGGGCGCCGCGGAUUUGCCGGAUGCGUCUCUCAGGGACGGCGCCGCCGAGGCUGCCCGGGCGCUCCUGUCCCACGCGGCUGCGCAGCAUCUCCUCAUCGGGGGGCAAGCGACCCGCGCCGCCGUCCUGGACGCGGUCGCCGCGGGGGCUGUCGCGAGCGCGGCUGGGCGGGAGGGGAUACGCGCGCCCGGGGAUCCCGUGGGUCGGCUUCUCGACGCGGCGAGGUCUCUGCGGCUGGAGCGCGCGGUUCUCGCGCCCCCGACCCCAAAUUGCUUCGACCCGGAGAUGGGCGGCGACUUCCUCUACGACACCUCGUGGAUCGAGGUCGCGACAGGGCACGCGCGCGUCGCCGACGACGACGGGGCGGGGCACGAGGUCGCGUUCGGGUCGGGCGGCGGCGGAGCCGAGGGGAACCCGAGCUCGCUCGCUCGCGCCGGCGGAGCCGCGGCGGAGGCGCUCAGGGCGGCUGGGCGCGCCGCCGCCCGCGGGAGCUCGCAGCUGUCGGCGCUCGACGCGUGCCUGGAGUUUUUCAACGCGGCCGCGGGUGUCCUACCCCCGGUGACGCACCCGGAGGAUGACGGGUUUGGAUCGAUUCCGGACGCGGGGCUGAGCGACGAGGGCGCGCUGUCGUCGUGGCCCGCCAAGGAGCGCCGCGUCGCCGUGCGGUUGGCGCUCGAAGCGCUCGAGGCGGCGAUGGUGGCGGCGAACGAGGAGGGCGCGGACCACGCCAAGGCGCUCGCCGUCGAGCUCGCCGAGAUGCUCGCGGUCCUCGUCAGGCUGUGGGGGCGCGCGAUCGAGUCGCCGGCGGCGGUUUCGCCGUCAAAGGCUGUCGGGUUUGGCAGCCAGCUGAACCUGCCGGCGGGAUCGACGGGAUCGGACGACGGCGAGCUCAACGCAUUCACCGUCGCCUCGGACGUCGCGCGGGUCACGGUCGAGGUGCUCUCCAGGAGGGGCGACGUCGUGGACGGCGACACGGUGGAGAUCACCAGGGCGCUGCUCACCGCCGUGCUCGCGUCCAUUCGCGCGUGGCGCGACGGAGCGAGCGAAGGCAACCUCCGGGUCUCCGGAAGUUUGCCGGGAAGUUCGCCGCUUCGCGAGGGUAAUCGCCUGGGCCAGAUCCUCUGGCCGCUCGUGCCCAUGCUGUGCGGCGCCGCGUCCGCGCCGAACGGGGGUACCGACUCGGUGCUCGCGCUGUCCGUCCUGCGCGAGCUCACCGACGGUUUGAUGUCGACGCCCGCGCUGGUGGCGGCGAUGCAGAGCCGGGCGCCGCUGCCGCCGCUCGAGCCGCCGCGACCGCCCGUGAGCCCCUCUCCGCUCGCUCGAAGCAACGGGAUGGACUCCUCGGGCCAGGCAUCGAUCAUCGCGGUCCCGUUCAAGUACCUAGGCGACGCGCCGACGAUGGCUCUGCGCCCGUUCCUCGAGCUCAACGCGACCAUCGACGGCGCCGACGGGAAGGAAAACUUGCAGCGGGCAAACGUCGGACCCAAGAUUGGCGCCGAGGGGUCCGUCGACGAGGGGGUGUUCGGCGGCGUGGAGGUACCCGCGGCGCUGAGACUGUGCCUGGUGCUCGGGAGGUCCGCGGAAGGUGCGGAAUCCCUCCACAGGCUCGGUCUGAUUGGUCAACUCACCAAACUGUGCAAGUCCCUGAGCGGCUCGACGUACCACCCGGCGCCCGCGCAUCAACCGUCGCCGCGUCGCGUUCGCGGCAGGGCGGGUUUCGCGCCAGACGAGGCCGAUGAACUCGCGGAGGAACAUCCCCGCGUGGAUCCCGCGGCGCUGUACUGCCUCGCGCUACGCGUCGCCGCCACCCACGCCGACGCCGUCGGGUCAAAGCCGGAGGUUCACGAAGGUCUCGUCGCAAUGGCCGUCGAGCUGGCGGACCGGUUCGCCGCCGCUCUGGCCCCGGCGGAGCUCACCGUCGCGGCGCUCGCCGAGGCCGAGGCGACCGCCACGCUGCUCCACUCCCUCGCGGCUGCGGCGAACGGGCCGUGGCAGCUAAAGACUCCCUCCCACCAGGUUCGCAUGCGAGCAUCCGCCGUGGACUUUCUGCGAUGGAUCGCGUCGCCGCCGCCGCCGAGGCGGGGCGUCGCCUGCGCGCCGCGGGGGAGCGCCCAGGCAUCCGCCGCCCGCCGCCCGCCGCUCGUCGGCGCGUCGACGGGAUGGUUCCACUCGUGCGCGCUGGGAAGCGUCCCGCCGGUGGCCGCCACGCCCGCCGCAGCCAUCGCCGCGGCGGUUGCGGCUAACGACCGAUCAACCCCCGCGGGCAACGCGCACUCCGAGAACGUCGCCGGUCGACUCUACGCGACCGCCGCGAGGUGCGCCGCGUUCCUGGCGUCGUUCCCGCGCGCCAACCCGGCGGCGGCGCUGGGUAGUGAGACGCUGGACAGUCUGAGCGGGCAGGCGGUGGCGCUCGGCGAGGAGAUGGCUUCGCGGAGGGAGGCGAGCGCGACGUCCUCGGCGGGCGUCGCGCUGUGCGAUGCUUUGACCAUGACGGCCAAGUCGUUGCUCGAGUUCGCGUCGGCGCUGGAGAGGCUCGAGGCGGGGGAGCCGAACUUGCCCGAUCCACCGGCGCUGCGUCUGCACUCGUCGUACUCGCUGGUAUCGCAGAUGUCCUGGAGGGAAUCGACCAUCCUCGGGGACCCAAAGUAG